AUGGAUGCCAAUCAGCUAUCGGCUUUGGAUCAACACAUUGCUCCGGGACUACGGUUAUGGAUGCUGAUCGCUCUUGUAUCAGGCGUAAUGCUCAUAAUGAUAGUUUUGGUAUGCUGCUUUAUGCGUAUAAGGAUUCCACGAACGAAACGUCAAAUUGAUUUGAUUGCAGCAAGACGGAAAAUGAGAAACAAGAGUGCCAAAGCUGCUGCUUCCGACGAACGUUCUCAAACAAUUGUAAUGAAUUCUAUGCGGCCAAAAGCCGGUACCCCUUCAAAGGCACCCACAUCUCAGUUGGUAGCUCCGGUUGCUGAAGAACAACCACUGGUUCAUAAAGGAUCAAAACAACAUACUGAGGUCUGA
Molecule: messenger RNA, 360 nt
Organism: Haemonchus placei
Lineage: Eukaryota; Metazoa; Nematoda; Chromadorea; Rhabditida; Trichostrongylidae
Source: the annotation of a GenBank genome assembly